AGAACCACUAUUUGGAGAUCAUAGCACUUCACUACGAUAGGUUCUCCUGCAGUUCUUUUAUGGGACAGGCGAUAAUAUUCCUGACACUGGAUGUGUGUGAUGGUAUAGCUCGGUGGCACGAUCUCUCAGACUUCAAGUCAUCUCGGGAUCUUCUCUCUCCCGCCUACUCAAUUAAACCCGGGAUUGGUCCAGUAUCAAAGUCUACAAGCUGUCUACCAGCCUCCCCUAAACCCCAGCCCCUAACCCGGCCUUGUUAUUCUGAAGGGAAACUAAAGCUAGUUCCAGAUUUGUCGCCAAGGAUGGCUCCCCGUUUAUCUAAAUCCUUCGAUCCCCUCCCCGACUUCGGUUACAGGUCCAGACGCCUCAGCAUGUCCUCCCAGGGCAGUCUCCCCUCAAUCCAUAUCAGACCUUACUGCUCCCAAGGUGCAUUAGUCACGCAACCUCUGGACGUCGCAGAGUUCAUGCAGUCAACCAGUAUUGCGGGGUUGCAGCACCAUCAGCCUCUCGAGCCCAUCCUGUCCGCCCAAUCAGUGGAGAGUUCCCAAGAAAACUCCGUCAAGCAGCUCGAUGACAGUAGCAAUGGUGAUCGGAAGUCAAGUGACGGGGCUGGCGAGGCUUGCAAAGUAUCGCACCAUGAUAAGGGACUGGAGGUCAGUGGACAUAAAGCCCUCUCUCCGCUGCAGAUCUUCAGAAAACUAUUUACUCCCAAAUCAGGGAGGAAAAAACGAGAGUCAGUAUGUGAGGGAGAAAUGAGCUCCGGGAGUUCUGACAUUGAAAAAGCCGAGGAUCAGGUGAAGAUGACGAAGUCUAAAGAGCGUCAAGGAGCCCGAUCUCUUACCUCCCUGUUUUCCAGUAAAACAUUUUCUAUAGAUGACAACGUGACCGUCGACAUUCCAGCCAUCAACGAACGAAGGAGCACCAAGAGUUCGGUCGAUAUCGUGUAUCAAGACAGACGUAGCACAAAAAGUUCAAUAGAGAGCGACUGUGUUAGGAUGACGACGAGACCCCCUCCUGAAGGCCAUGACAAGGGGACUGUUCUAGAUGUGAUCGGGAUAGGGCCCGGACAAAACCCUGGUCUCUGGAGACCUCCAGGAUUUUCAGAGCAGCAGGUGACGGGAGACGUGCAGGUUUCCAUGGAGGUGUGCGAUGGGAAACUCAAACUUACUGUCAUUAGAGCCAAGAACCUCAGGUGGCGUUCUUCUGAUAAACCCGUCGAUACCUACGUGAAGUCAUAUCUUCUAGACUCAAACUCAACCAGAAAACAACAAAAGAAACGCUCGAAAGUAGCUAAAAACUCCCUCUGUCCCACCUAUAACGAAGAGUUCUCAUUCGAAGCAAUUUAUCACGACAAAGUGCUAGCCAUGGCCGUUAUGGCACGUGAAAGAUUUGCCAGGAAACAGCCCCUGGGAGAGGCUCAAAUCAACCUGGCGAGUUUGGACUUGACCGUGAGACUGACUGCCUGGUAUAGACUGUUCUCUUCUCAUCCUCAAAUACCGGGCAACACCUGACAGUGUCAUGUGAUCCAUCCCCUGAUUAUGCACAGAGUUUAGCUUAUCAGUCUGACAUCAAAGGUGACAUUUAAGAUUGCUAACCCAGAAUGUUUGGAGCGGAAUUUUGUAGAAAUUGUACCCUUGGGGUAUCGACUUACCGAGUGAUUAUUCUCAAACAUUGUACAUCGAUACGUUUCUCGAUUGGUUACCCCUUUAUAAUCAGAUUCUUAGUUUUUGCAGAAGGAUUUUGUCAUUGCCAGACCCCAAAGUGCGGCGCGCAGAUGCCAUAAUAUAACCUCAAAAAAUUACUAUUAAUUGUACUUUGGUUUUUGAAGGGUUUGAUCAUGCAUUUAGCAAAUAAUAUUUUACUGUUCUUUAAUAUACUCUAACUCAAUGUUUUACCUGUUGAGUGUUGCUGAAGCUUGACCCUACAAGAUAUUGAAUUUUGACUCAAUUUUUUUCGAGUUUGAUAUAUGCAAUCGACCCCGUUAUUAAAUUUGUGGUCUAUCCAUGACGUAGACUGGGGCUGAUUCAGAUAAUAUACCGAACGUCAUGGUAACCGAAUAUAUUUUGAGCAUUUUACCAUCUUGUUAAUUAACAAUCUCUGUUUAUAUAAGAAUUGUAAAUUUAUUUGUACUAUUGCUUUGAAUAUUUUUGU
Messenger RNA from Bolinopsis microptera, 2148 nucleotides. RefSeq lists its product as uncharacterized. The coding region runs from base 60 to 1508 and encodes 482 amino acids. NCBI's taxonomy places the organism in Eukaryota, Metazoa, Ctenophora, Tentaculata, Lobata, Bolinopsidae. Gene Ontology annotation, molecular function: transmembrane transporter binding; small GTPase binding. Gene Ontology annotation, biological process: regulation of synaptic plasticity; positive regulation of synaptic transmission; regulation of membrane potential. The record is from RefSeq and is a predicted model, not a curated record. Gene Ontology annotation, cellular component: cytoskeleton of presynaptic active zone; presynaptic membrane. The transcript has 13 exons.